Messenger RNA from Echinops telfairi (small Madagascar hedgehog), 950 nucleotides. It is a transcript of the gene PPP1R35, whose product is annotated as protein phosphatase 1 regulatory subunit 35. NCBI's taxonomy places the organism in Eukaryota, Metazoa, Chordata, Mammalia, Afrosoricida, Tenrecidae. Gene Ontology annotation, molecular function: phosphatase binding. The record is from RefSeq and is a predicted model, not a curated record. The transcript has 4 exons. Gene Ontology annotation, biological process: negative regulation of phosphatase activity. The coding region runs from base 63 to 860 and encodes 265 amino acids.
GUGUGGCGGUGUUACCUGAUCCUAACUCCCCUGCCGUCCCUCGUCCCUGUGGCAAGGCCAAGAUGAUGGGCUGUGGGGAGUCGGGGCUGGAGUCGGCGGAAGAAGCCGCCGUGGCGACCCCUGGGCCACCCCCAGAGCCUCGAGCCUCGGAGCCCCGCGCCCCCGUGCCCGAACCCGGCCUGGACCUGAGUCUGAGCCUGAGCCCGAGCCCGGGGCCUGGGAGCCCGGAGCCGUCCAGCUGCAGCCCCGGGCGGCGGAAGGGGCGGGCUCACCGGCGGGGCGGGGCCCGCAAGGGGAGACAGGUCCGCUUCCGCCUGGCGCCCACCUCCCCCAGCCACUCCGAGCCGCGGCCGCCGCCACCGAGCGAGCAGCUCGCGGCGCCGCAGGAGCUCGAGGCGCCCGCGCUUCAGAGCACGCUGGCCUUGGGCCUCGAGCUGCAGGCCGCGCGGGCCGCUGCUGAGGGCCACUUCGACGCCGAGAAGGCCGUGGAGGAGCAUCUGAGAAAGUCGUUCCAGACCCGCUGUGGCCUGGAGGAGAGCGUGGCCGAGGGGUUGAACGUGCCACGCUCCAAGCGGCUCUUCCGGGACCUGGUGAGCCUGCAGGUGCCGGAGGAGCAGGUUCUGAACGCCGCGCUCCGGGAGAAACAGGCGUUUCUGCCGCCGCAGGCCCGAGCCCCGCCCCCAAAGGAGCCACCGGGGGCAGGGCCAGACAUGACCAUCCUCUGCGACCCAGAAACACUGUUUUAUGAAUCGCCGCACCUGAGCCUGGAAGGCCUGCCUCCUCUCCGCCUUCGGCCCCGGCCCCGCCCAGCCGAGGACACCUUCCUCAUGUAUCGGACUCUGAGGCGCUGGGAAGCGUAGAACUGGAAGAUGCCUGGAUUGCAUGCCCCAUUUAUUGUGUGACUUUUUCUUUUCCCUUUCCCUCCAGAAUAAAGAGGUUUUGCUAACAAA